Molecule: messenger RNA, 1869 nt
Organism: Pestalotiopsis fici W106-1
Lineage: Eukaryota; Fungi; Ascomycota; Sordariomycetes; Amphisphaeriales; Sporocadaceae
Exons: 2
Coding region: 1-1869 (622 amino acids)
Molecular function (GO): FAD binding; oxidoreductase activity
Source: RefSeq, a predicted model, not a curated record
AUGUUCAGCCUUCAGGCUUCCUCGCUUUUGGCGGGCGCAUUUCUUGGAGUCGCAGCCGCCGCUUCCAAUUGCAGCAACACCUCCACGCCUUACUCUGCCUUGCCUCGCUGCAAAGUGACACCCAGUGAUCCCGAUUGGCCUUCAAUCACGGACUGGCAGAGCUUGAACAGCUCCAUCGACGGUGCACUGAUCUCCACCAUCCCGAUCGCGUCGUCCUGUUAUGCUGGAAACCCUUUUGGUGCUUCCGACUCCUGCGAUGAUGUGUCGUUUGGAUGGGGCUACUCUUACUUUCACUCGGAUCAGCCCGAAUCCAUCGAUUAUCCCAUCUGGGCGAACAAUUCUUGCCUCCCACCCAACGCGACCGGCUACGAUCCUGCUGCGGGCUGUCACAUUGGUGGAUAUCCGAGUUAUGUGGUUAAUGCAACUACUGCAGAACAAGUUGCCACUGCCCUCAAGUGGGCUUCGGAUCGAAAUGUUCGCGUGGUAGUCAAGGGCACUGGCCACGAUCUAAAUGGACGAUCAACCGGCGCUUUCUCUCUGUCCAUUUGGACACGCCAUUUCAAUGGUCUCGAGAUUAACAACUCCUGGUUGGUUCCGGGGGCUAACGAGACAGCUCAAGUCCUCGUAACAGGAAGUGGUAACAAUUGGGGAGAAGCACUACUGUACUCUCUAAAUUACGACCGCAUCGUAACCAGCGGUGUCGAUCGAACCGUCGGCUUGGGUGGCUACAUUCAGGGAGGAGGCCAUGGUCCACUAUCCAGUACGUACGGACUAGCCGCUGACCAGCUGCUCCAGGUCACAGUGGCUACUGUCGCUGGCAAUAUCCUGGUUUGCAAUUCCGUGCAAAACCAGGACCUCUUCUGGGCCGUUCGAGGCGGAGGUGGCGGUCAGUAUGGAGUGGUGACGGAAUACGUCAUUUUAACCUAUCCUACUCCAGCGAAUAUUGCUGCAUCUAGUGUGAGCAUUAUGGCCGCCAACAUGUCCGACUAUAGUGAUGCCACUGUGAAUGCCACAUGGAUUGCGUUGUCACAACUCAUGUCAAGCUUCCCUGACAUCAUGGAUCAAGGCAUCGCCGGUAGUGGUGCUGCCUUUACUGGACUGUCGGGAAAUAGCAUCCUUGGACUAUCCGAACCCAUUCCUGGAGUUCUGGCGAGCUUCAACUUUUGGGCACUCAACAUGACCACGGAGGCUAUGGAUGAUCUUCUGUCAACUGUCGAAUAUGAUAUCUUGUCGGCUGUCGGCGACUCUCGUCUCAUUUCGCUAACAUUUAGCAACUCCUCCAGCAGCAGCAACUACACAGAGUUCUUUCUGUCCAUGAACUCAUCUCCGAGCUCUGCCGGCCAAGUCAGCUUGACCGCAAGCCGCUUGAUCGGUCGUGGUCAACUCGGCGACCUUGCGGUAUCUGAUGUGGCUUCCUACUUUCAACGCGCCAUGGCUUCCCAGAGCGGUAACGGGUCCAUGCUCACUGUUGGUCUACAAGGAGGACCUGGACCACGGAAUGUCCCAGAGAACAGGCGCGGUGCCGUCAAUCCUGUCUGGCGCGACGUUUAUCUGCACAUUCUCCACGGCGGUGCCAAUGUCGACACGGACGCCAACACCCCGCGCAUGGCUUUGCAGGCAGCGGCCGAGUGGCUGGAUGUGAACAAGGAGGCCGUCUUCCGCGAGUGGGCACCCGAGACUGGCGCUUAUAUGAAUGAGGCCAACCCGUUCAACACAGAGUGGAAGCACGAUUUCUACGGCUCCUCGUACGACAGGCUAGUCCAGAUCAAGCGAGAGUUUGAUCCUACUUACACUCUGUUUGUCUGGAGUGGCGUAGAUAGUGAGUUUUGGGACUAUGACAUGGACUCGGGUAAGCUCUGUCAGAUUUAG